UUCGCACAAUGGUGUACGAAGUUCCUUCUAAAAUACUGUUGUUCAUUGGUCGUAUGUAUGAAUUUCAUAGUGUUCGCAGGUUACAAUAAAUCAGACAAUUUUUCAAUUAAAGUUGAAUUAAGAUUGGAAUUGUAGUGUAGUGUGCAAGGACCAUUAAUCGUAAGAUACAGAAUCGAGAACUAUUUAAUGGAUCCGACUAUCGGUUGGUAUCAACCGGAGCAGUUCGGCCCUGCUAAGGAUUUGUGGUUACACAUUUGGGAAGCUGAGAAAGGCCUGGAUAUUUUAACGUUGAAAAACGACUCGUCUUCGAAUGUAAUGGGAAUGAAACUUCAACAAGACUUCAUGUCCUUGGAUUCUCUUAAUUCUCGUACAGGGGACCGCAUGCAACAUAAUACUUGCAGCAACUAUUAUAAUCCAUCUCGUAGGAAAGGUGAUAAUCGUGCUAGUACCUACGGCAUGAACUACAAUUACGAUGCCUUAGUUGGCGAAUACGGCGGUUGUCCAUGGCGGGUACCUAAUAAACAUUAUUCGAAGGGUGUUAUUGGAUUACAUGAAGAAAUUGAAGAUUUUUUUGCUUAUAUGUGUCCCUCUAAUGAAGAACAUAGUUUACGAAUGCGUGUUGUCAAAAGGAUAGAACAAGUAAUAUAUGAUCUCUGGCAAGAUUCUAAGGUUGAAGUAUUUGGCAGCUUUCGCACUGGUUUAUAUUUACCUACAAGUGAUAUAGAUUUAGUAGUAAUAGGAAUGUGGACAAAUCUUCCAUUACGUACUUUGGAACGUGCUUUAUUGGAUCAAAAUAUAGCUGAACCAUCUUCUAUUAAAGUUUUGGAUAAAGCUAGUGUCCCAAUUGUGAAGUUGACUGAUAAAGAAACUGAGAUUAAAGUAGAUAUCAGUUUUAAUAUGAAUAAUGGCGUUAAAUCUGCAGAAUUGAUAAAUUCUUUUAAAAAGAGGUUUCCAGUACUGGAAAAAUUAGUAAUGGUAUUAAAACAAUUCUUGUUACAAAGAGACCUGAAUGAAGUGUUUACUGGUGGAAUUUCCUCGUAUAGUUUAAUACUUAUGACUAUCAGUUUUUUACAGUUACAUCCCAGACAAAAUGCUUAUUGCUCAAGUGCUAAUCUUGGGGUGCUGUUAAUAGAAUUUUUGGAAUUAUAUGGUAGGAAAUUUAAUUAUGUUAAAACAGGAAUUCGUGUAAAAGAUGGUGGUACUUACAUAUCGAAAGAAGAGGUUCAAAGAGAUAUGAUAGAUGGCCAUCGACCUUCUUUAUUAUGCAUAGAAGAUCCACUUACACCAGGGAAUGAUAUUGGUCGUAGUAGUUAUGGUGCUCUGUAUGUAAAAGACGCAUUUGAUUGGGCUUAUUAUGUCCUCUCACAAGCAGUUAGUCCUUUAAAUAUUUUAGUUAAUGAUGCAAAUAAAAUAAGUAUACUAGGAAGAAUAAUUCGCGUGACAGAUGAAGUAAUAGAAUAUCGCAAAUGGAUUAAAGAAACAUUCCCACUACCUUUGAGUGAGGUAGAUUCAUUAUCAAGUUCUACUGCAUCUGAUGCUUCAACACUAUCUGCACCAGCUAGUGAUACGGAUUCUGAGUGUAGUCGUGGAAAUUCUCCUAAUGCUAGUGGAAAAGGAGAAGAUAGAAAUAAAGGAAGACAUGUAUAUAAUAAUCAACAUACUCAUCAUUCACAAUGGAAAAAGCCAUUUAAAGGAACUGCUCAUGGUAAUCACCAUCAUAGUUCCAGAGGAAACUAUCAUCAUCGUGGAAUAAAUAAUAAUAUAAGCGGACAAAGUAAAGCAAAACACUCUCUUCACAGUAAUGGAAAUAAUAAUAAUAGUCAUAGUCCAAGUUCAAGAUCACAAACCGUUAAACGAAAAAAACAGUGCAUUACACCUCGUGGUACUGGAGAUUGUGUACGGUGAUGAAACGUGUAAAAUAAUGUUGAACUUUGUUUCACACUUAAGUAGAGAGCUCAAUAUCAUAAUUGUGUGGUGAAAAGACAUUGAUUAACUUUCAUCACGCAACUAAAUUAUCCUUUCCACUUUAGAGGGGCUCUGUGUCUAGAAUUAUAGAGUUGAUAUACUCUAUAUUACAUUUUUCUUAUAUGGACAAGCAAGUGGCCCUGGUAUAGUUAAGUUCUUCAUUUCACCAGAACAAUUUUUUAUUCUGUACGAAAAUUUACAUACCAAAGACGUACAGAAUUGUAAUAUAGAUUGGUCUAGUUUUACUUUUAUUUUGCAUUACUGCACAUAUUACAAACAACAUCAAAAAAGACGUGUAAUAUUUUAUUAAUUAUUGUUUACAUAGUUACAAUCUUAUUGCAAUCUUUGAAUAGCAAUUGUGUCCAUAAUCACGGUAAACUGAUUGUAAUACAUUUAUAUAAUACGAACGAUAUAUACAAAGAUUAUUUACAGUGCAGUUUUCUUAAAGAUUUCAUGAAGUUGUAAAACAAACUCUAAUAAUGAUGAUAAAGACUUAGUUUUCUAUACGGAACUAUAUUCUUAUAACAAAGGGAUAACAGAAAAAUUGGUGAUAUUGGAACUUACCUAUUGUAAAUAUUGUAAUAUAUAUUAUCGAACAUAGAAAAAUAAGUCUAAGAGUUACCUACUACAUUUUUUUUAUUUUGUACGUAUCUAAAAUAGUGUUUGUUAUAAUAAUUUUAUCAUUUAAGAUCAUGGAUUAGUCCAUGUACAUGUGAGAAUUACGUAUUUUUUUGCUAUGAUAUGUAAGUCCAGUAAUUGUGAAAAUGUUUUGGUAUAUCUUUCGGAUUUUAAUAAAGUUAUAAGUUCGUGUGCCGAUGAUCAACAAAUUUUGAAUAAAAAAUAUUUUUGAAAAUAUUAACUUAUUAAAGAAAAAAAAUGAUACACUUUAGAUUUUUACACUGUGUUCUUUAAAGUCGUAAUUGUGCAUAAUGCUUUACUUUUUAUACAGAAUUACUGAUUUCAUAACACUAGUUUGUAAUUUUUAGUCUCUCCUGAACAAUAAUACAUUAUUUUUAUAUUAUGAGAAUAAUAGUAAGCAUAUACAUUAUGGUCGAAUAUUACAAAUUCAAUGCACGAAUCAGACAUUGCAUUUAAACAUAUUUUGUGUUACUCUUUAAAAUCUGAGCAACGUUUCAAAAAUUUUGUAUGUGACAAUAUAUGCAGAAGGCCUUUGUAUUGUUGAAAACUAUUAUUGAAAUGUACUUGUGAAAAUCAUCUUAUAUCUAAUUUAUUAUUGAAAAUUACAUUCCGUUCUUCAAUAGAAAUCUUUGUUCCUUAAAUUGAAAAAAGAUAACUGCGUAAAAAUAGCAAUUUACUAAUUAAGAAUCUUUAUCCAGAUUGCAUUUUGUGUUAAUGCAAGUUGUAAUGUGAUUCAAACAGUGUCUCCCAUUAAAUUCGAGUGCAGAGAUCAAUAACUUUAUUAUUCACUUUCCUCCAAACUUCUACUUCUUGCGCAGUAUUCUAUAAUAUUAUUUAUCAAAACAUUGUUCAUGGAUAACAUUGUAAGCUGUGAUUCAAUUUUAUAAUUAGAAUGUCAAUUAACCGUAACAACAUACAUAUAUGUGUGUAUACAUGUAUGUAUGGUGUAUGUAAACCACAAUGUGACCAGCAAAAAAUGUGGAUUUUACAUUCUUAAAACUAUGUAAUUAUUAUUACUAUUGUUAUUGUUAUUACCGAUGAUUAGUCUGCAAGGAUGAUUACAAAUUUUUCAAUUAGAAUCAAAUUUUCGUAAGAAUUUAUUAUUAAUAAUUUGUGAUUUAUGUUUAUCUAUUUUAAAAAAUUAUUUAAAAAUGUAAAACACGACAAAUUUAAUAAACAGUAAUAACAGGUUUUCUUGUAUUAUUAUUAUUAUCUUUAUAAUUUUAAAUAAUGUAGUCAUAGAUCUAUUUCUAAAAUUGCAUAGUACAAAAUAAUAACAAGCAAAUUAUAAGCAAACUAACUCAUGUUUAGAAUUGAGUUUGAGAGCUAAAAUGAUUCCUACUUUUAACACAUAAAAAUAAGAUAGUGACAUGUAAUGAUAAUAAGAUAAAAUAAAGCCUUCAAACACAAAGAAAUAAAUUAAUUCUUAAUUUAUUUCUUUUUUGAACUAUGCAACUCGUACUAUAAUUACAUUAUUCUUUAUUAUGUUUCUUAUUUUUAUACAAGAAUGUAUAGAAUGUUUUAUUUGAAAAGUUUAAAGGUACGCAUCUACUUCAGAAUAAAACUAUCAUGAGUUGUUCUCAAGAGUAUUUCUCAUUAACAAAUCAGGUAAUCCACUUUAGAGAAAUAUUCUCGAGAACAAUUCGCGAUAGUUUUACUCUCAAGUGGACACAUACCUUUAAAUUUAUAUACAUAAAAUGUCAUUAAAAAGAUUUAUAUCUAAUUAUAGUAUUUUUUAUUACAUUAUUUAUUUUUCUAAACUAAAAUACAUAUUUUACAGUAGAUAUUUUUUUCAUGUAAUUCAAUGUUAACCACUUAUCUCAAGUAAUUCUAACAAAUUUUAACUAAAAAGAUCGAAAGUAAUAGGAAUAAAAAAAUUACCCAUAUUAUCAUAUUUGUAUUAUUAAAUAAAUGAUAACAAUGUUAAACCGUAAUGUGUUUAUGCAAUAUAAAAUAUGUACAACUGCUGCUCGCUUAAGCAUCCGUAAUCCGAGAUGUUAGAAUGUUCAUUUGGGUGGCUAGGAAGAAUUCGAGUGAAAAUGAGGAAAAGAAACAGGGAAUAUGAAUGAGAUAUUGAUACCCAAUGACAAUUUUACAUUGAUGACUAUUUUGUAAACCUAAUUAAAUUAAUUCAAGGAAUUAGUAGAAAUAGUGAUGAUGCUAAAGUAGACCAAAAUCCUGAUGCGUAUAAGAACAGUAUUUACAAUUUAUGCAGGAUACAACCAAAAAUUGCAUAAAAAGAUUUUCUUAUUUUGAGAGAAAUAUUUAAUUUAUUAAUGUUUCUUCUUACUAACCUUAUACAGAAUAUUUAUAUUAAACAAUU
Bombus pyrosoma is the source of this 4927-nucleotide messenger RNA. RefSeq names its product terminal nucleotidyltransferase 4B-like. Gene Ontology annotation, cellular component: TRAMP complex; nucleolus. Gene Ontology annotation, biological process: RNA 3'-end processing. Lineage: Eukaryota; Metazoa; Arthropoda; Insecta; Hymenoptera; Apidae. Gene Ontology annotation, molecular function: poly(A) RNA polymerase activity; mRNA binding. The transcript has 8 exons. The record is from RefSeq and is a predicted model, not a curated record. The coding region runs from base 187 to 1905 and encodes 572 amino acids.